AGCUGGUAGCUUAACUUGAUUGCCUUGUGCACUGGAGUUAACAAGAAAAGUGAACUUCAGUUCACAUGCUUGUGCACUGGAGUUAACUCUGAAGUAAACUGGAGUUCACAUCGAUGUGCACUGGAGUUCACAUCAACUACCGUUCACAAGGACGGUUUCCCAAAAAUGGAAAUAAACACGGGAUAUCCUUUUUCAACUAAAUGAUCCGAAAGAUUUAGUGUAAUACCCAGCAUCCUACAACUACUGUGGACACGGAAUCCCAACGAUGGAAUCUCAAGAUUCAAUUGGCGAGCUACUUACACAUGCCAUAGAUUUUGCCAAUGUCAUGAGCAACUCAGUGGAUAGCAUUUAUCGGCCCAUUGCAGAGGAAGCCGUUGCCUAUGGCAAGCGUCUCAAUGUGGAUGUGGUGAAAUGUGGCAGUCAUGCUGAGCGUUUGUAUCUCCCCUACUUCAGCAGAGCGAACGAUGAUGCAAUAUGGGCGAUUGACGCCAGUACAGAUAUAGAUAUGAUGUUUGUGUUUGAAAACUAUCAUGUAGUUUCAGACGUGGAAAAAUCACAUAUGAAAACUGACAUCAUUCAAUAUCAAUUAGUGGAAGCAGCCCAUCCAGGGUACUUCUUCAUAAUUCCUUCAAAAGAUCUGUCUAGCGAGGACGUUACAAAACUUACAGUGUCACAGGUCCAGAAUAUUGCGUUAUCGAGUGAAACGUUGAAGAGGCAAUUAGAAGAAUCUAUCAAGCACAGCAGGAAAGGGGCAAUCAAUCUUAUAUUUAUGGAAACACCGACUCUGAAUGGACCAUCGGUUACCUUCGAGUCUCGUAUGAACAGUGGAGUAAUGGUUUCAAUUGACUGCGUCUUCGGUGUGAAAUGCUCAUCGUGGCCAAAACAGCUGGACAACUUCUUCACUAGGGAAAGACAUUGUGAAUGGCCAUGCGUCACACUACUGGGAGAAAUUAGAGAACAGGGGUGUCAUCUGGUGGCUACCGGGGCACACGGCAGCUGCUUACGCCCCUUCGAGUGGAGAUUAUCGUCAACAAGGGCAGAGAAAAUGUUAGCAUGGUCUUUAUCAGAAAAACAACGCCUUGCAUAUCAGAUUGCAAAGUCGUUGAUCAAAUCACACGACAAGACGAAAUGUAUCGCAUCCUACUACGUUAAGACGGCUCUUUUCUGGCUUUGUGAAGAACGUCAGCAAAGCGUCUGGACGGCAUCCUCAAAUCUUGAGAAUAUAAAAUGCAUACUGGAAAAAAUAUUUCAUUUCUUUGCCAACAAAAAUGUUCCAAACUAUUUUGUAGAAGAAAACAAUCUUGUCGACCACUUUGAAGACGAGAUAUUCGUGCAUGCUAUUGAGGGUCUUGUGGAGCUGAAUGAAAUGUUACUACCCAGACUUGCACAACUUUUACAACGCGUGUCAGUUAUGCCAGUGGAGUUUCAGCAAACCCCAGCAGAAAUGAUUACAUCGGAAAAUUCAAAAGCGUUACUUGAGUAUUUGUGUGUUAACUUUUGUUUUGGAAGUAUAGCUCACACAAUUUUAUCUCAGAUAGAAAACAAAACGCAUGUCAACUAUUUGUACUUGGCUGAAACUAUGUUCAAACAUCUGACAAGUUCAUCACACGUCGAACAAAUUGACACAACUGUGAAACACGCAACAAAUGAGCGUUUAUCGUGCCAAGAGGUAAACAAGGACCAGACGCAAGACGUGUUAUUGAACAAGAUGUGGUCUCUAUCAAGGUCAGGCUUACAUUCUGCAUGCAGUCUUCUAGAAAAUAUAAUCCAAUACUUCCAGUCAAAGGAAUCCGACAUGGAAAUAAUUUGGAAACUUUGUGUAGAACUGGAAAAUAUUGCAGCUACCCUUUUGAAUGGUUAUUGUCAGCCACAAAAUGCAGGAACAACUGUUGUAAAUGACUGUAUUUAUUUGCUGGACAGAAGCGCGCAUCUGCAUCAUGAGUAUGCCUUCACAUACACACAGAAAUAUUGGAAACAGUAUCCUCGAUAUCGUAUAGAACCAACAAAUAAUCCAAACAAACUCUCAUUUUAUUUCUUGGAAAUGUGGAUAAUAUUGCUUAUCAAAUAUCAACGAGAGGGUAACUGCCAAUUUGGGAUCAUAGGUCGAGGGAACAAAGACAACAUGCGACUUCCAAUCUGUGUUCGACGACUGGUGGAUUUCAUGCUUUUCUAUGACAAUGAUAAAACAUGGGUUCUUUUGCAGAUCGAUUCAGCCUUGUUUGGUGGGAAACCAAUUGCGAACUCCCUAAAGAUAAAAUGUAUUCAGCAUUCAUCUACAAACUUGAAAAUGGACGGGUUAAUCAAUUUAACAAAACUGAAAAUUCGUGCGAAAGCAUACAGGACGGACGUAGAAAAGGGCCACCUGCAGGUGGAACUUGGCAAACUGUGUUGCAUCAAAGGAAAACAGUGCAACUACUCAGAGGACCAAUCUAAAUGGCACAGCCGGUCUCAGGAAUAUUUCAGAGAUGCUCUCAGUUCUUGCCCCUCGGACAUAUCAGUGAAAGUUGAUUUUGCGGCUUUUUUGUUUACAACCAACCGUAAUAAUGAAAGCAUUGGCCUUCUUCAAGACGUCUUCACAUGUGCAGGGGAAGGAACCACUGUGAAUACGUACAAUAUCAACACAUACCGUACCCUCCCUGAAGGGUUACAAGAACUCGUAGGCAACAAAUUCCCAAUAGUCAUACCAUCACUUUUGAUCGGGUGCUACUACAUUCUUGCAACUUACAAAACUAUAAAGAUGUCACGAGAUCAUUCUUUAUUUGGCAAAAUAGUGGCUUGUCUAAAGGAUGCAGUUUCUUCAAGUGACGAGGAUACUCGGAAGCUAGGGCAGCACAUAAUUACAGCUUUCUUAUCUCACUAAACUCUAUAUCUGUAUGUUUAUUUUCAUAUAACAGCAAAUAUGACGCUCCCGAACUAACCUUACUAAAUGGCAUCUUUCCGUAUAAUUUUGACUACCAUAAGCAGAUCCGAUAUGCGUUUCUUAUUUAAAAUGCAUGUAUCUCUUUUAUAAACAAAGAAAAACAAAAAGAUACAAAGGCUUUCCUACUGGAAACUCUGAACACCAGUGAAUAAUACUUUAACUGUUUUUUAGAAUAAAGGUUAAGCUAAAUAGAAAAAUUGUCGAACCUAUACUGGAACUUGACUACUUCUGAAGUGAUUACGGAGAAUGUAUUUGUACAAAUGUUUAAAUGACCCAAAGUUGCACGUCUAUACUUCAAUAGCGUUCAGUAAAUGAUAGGUAGCUCGUUUCGUCCCUGGUCCCUGCUGAGGGAAUAUUAGCCCCUUCCAAUUCAAUAACAUACCUGGCGUUUAGCAUGUUAGAGAGAGCAGAGUUCCCUAUAUUCUGUCCUACCUGCAUUCCAAGACUUUGGCUGCAAGGGCACUCUGUGGCACAUAGACUCCACACAUCUGUACAGGCUAUUAUGUAAAGCUUUUGAAAUUUCCCCUGAAGUUUUGUCUUUGGGUACUUCAAGUUUAGAAAAUUAGAUCUGAGGCAGUUCUGUGCUUUUAAUGUACUGCUAACCCCAGUUGUUGUAAAUCCUCAUUAGACCUUAAGAACUGACUGUCCGUAACGAAUGGUUAUAAUGGAGCAUUGACUGAUCAUCUAACACACCUCCGAGACCGGUAAUUGGUCGGAUUGUGUUGAAAUGUUUCAAUGUCUGAAAGGCCCUUUCCUCGUGGUCUUAGAUCAUAAGAGAUUGAUGUAUUCACUGAUGUUCUAUAUCCUUCAUUGUGAUGGUAUGGCUCUGUGUAGUAGCGCUCUUACGGUACUUUUCUUGUGUUGCAGCCGAUGAUGGUAGUCGAAUAUUAAUAUAAGACACAGACAUAAAUAUGCGAGGCUGUAGUCUAUUUAAAUGGGUAUUUUGGAAUAUAUAAUUUGUUCACAGAAAAUAACCAAA
This is a messenger RNA of Mizuhopecten yessoensis (Yesso scallop), 3899 nucleotides long. RefSeq lists its product as uncharacterized. The transcript is spliced from 2 exons. The record is from RefSeq and is a predicted model, not a curated record. Lineage: Eukaryota; Metazoa; Mollusca; Bivalvia; Pectinida; Pectinidae. The coding region runs from base 266 to 2860 and encodes 864 amino acids.